GUUUACUGACAUUUCCUUCAAAUUUUUAUAUGCUUUUCUGUCUUGGCAUCAUCUCUCACUUUAAAGUACCUCUGCUCUUCCCUCUCACAUUUGCUCUACUCCCCAUAAGCAUCUUCACACAAACACACACAAAAACUCAGAAAACAGUGCAAAGACUCCUGUCUUUUACUCACAUUAAAUGGACACAAAAACUCCUCCACCUUCAUCUAAAAUCAAGAAUUCAAAUGAAGAAGAAGAAGAAGAAGAUUACAUAGAUAUGGAAGUUACUUCUUCUUCUUCUUGUUCUUCACCACAAAUAAGCAGAGAAUUUGAGUUCCAAAUGGCUUCUAUUUCCAUAAAUGACAAAGAGGCAGCAACAACAACAUUAACUUCACCAGCUGAUGAGCUUUUCUAUAGAGGCAAACUCCUACCUCUUCACCUUCCUCCAAGGUUAGAAAUGGUUCAAAAACUUUUUAAAAACUCAAAGAUUGAAUCUUUUCAACAACAAGAAGAAGAUGAUGAAACAUUUAGCAUUAGUACUAGAACCCCUUUUGAUUCUUGCAACAUUUCCUCAUCACAAAUGGUUGAAAAACUUCUUCAAACUUCAAAGAUUCAAUCUUUUCAAGAAAAAGAAGAAGAAAGAUUUAGCAUUAGUACCAAGAACUUGAUGAAUUCUAGGACCCCUUUUGAUUCUUGCAACAUAACCCCAUCACAAAUGGUUCAGAGACUUCUUCAAACAUCAAAGAUUCAAUCUUUUCAAGAAGAAGAGAGAUUUAACAUUAGUACCAAAAACUUGAUUAGUACUAAUACUAGCACCCCAUUUGAGUCUUGCAACAUUUCCCCAUCAGAGUCUUGUAGAGUGAGUUGUGAACUCAAUCCAGAUGAGUAUUUCUUUGAAUGGUCCACUGAAUUCAGCACUUUUUUCAAAGACAAUCAUCCAAAGAUGAAAUCUUGGUCCAAAAAGCUUAAGUUAGUGAAACAAUCUUUAAUAAGCCAAAAGCUAAAGUUUUCAACAUCAAAAGCAUAUCUCAAUCUCAAGUCUUUAUUCAACAAGUCUACUUGUUCACUAGAUCAUCAACAACAAGUUCCUAAAGAAUGUUCAAAUAAGUACAUAAAGGUAUGUAAAAGAACCCCUUUUGGUCAUAUUGGAAAAUGUACACAUUCACCAACAUUAGCAAGUAUGAUAAGAGACAAUGAAGGAGAAGGAGUUCAUGAAGAUAAUGUCAAUAGUACUCAUAGAAGGUCAUUUUCAGCAGCAAUCAAGAAACAUUCACCAACAAAAUGUUUAUCAUCUUCUUCAUCUAAUGGUUCAACUUCUUCAUCAUCAUCAUCAUCAUCUUUUUCAUUGAACUCUAAUGGAUUUUAUGAGUUGAAUUUUCUUAAGAGAAGUAGUAGUGUGACUACAGAGAUUGAAGGGUCAAUUGAAGCAGCAAUUGCUCAUUGUAAGAAGUCACAAGAGCUUUGUAAUCCAAAAAGGAAAUUGAUUGAAGCUGAAGGGGUUCAUUCAAUGUCUAUUUCCAAGAUUAAAGCCACUGAGAUUCAAGAAAGAUCAGAUCUUUGCAGAUUUUGAAUAAAGUUUUUUUUUU
Messenger RNA from Solanum verrucosum, 1565 nucleotides. Its product is annotated as probable membrane-associated kinase regulator 4. Gene Ontology annotation, cellular component: plasma membrane. The record is from RefSeq and is a predicted model, not a curated record. Gene Ontology annotation, molecular function: kinase inhibitor activity. Lineage: Eukaryota; Viridiplantae; Streptophyta; Magnoliopsida; Solanales; Solanaceae. The transcript has a single exon. The coding region runs from base 179 to 1549 and encodes 456 amino acids.